GUAAUGUUGAGUCGAGUGUUGGUCAAUUAAGUCUUCCGUCACUGACUCCCUCACCAUGUGUUUGGAUAUCACCGGGACCCCACAUUAAUUCAACGCCUCCUAUGGUCUCCACUCACACAAGUCCCUCAAACACGAUGGGUCUGAGAAUUUUGAACGUCUACUCAAUAGCUCCUAUUCCCCAAGAUUUGUGUGUUCCAUACGACUCAGCGGAGAAGACUGUGAAGAGUGGGAAUAAGAGCGACGAGUUGACUAAUGGAGUUCUAGGACACAGUGGAGUGAAUGAAUCUGUGAGUGUUUCGAAUGGUGGUGAGGUGAAGGGUUGUCGUGUUGGCGAUGUUGGAGUUUGUGAACCAAGGUGUGUUGGAGGAGGUGGUUCUGGCGAGAGUGAGACUAUUGACUUGUCGGUGUCGAGUGAUGAGGAGAGUGUGGAGGAGAUGGAUGUGAAUGGAGUUGGUGAUGGGGGAGUGGGGACUGGCGAUGCAAGUGACCGGGGUUAUAGGUGAGUAAUGAUAUUUGUUGUGUUAACUUG
Molecule: messenger RNA, 529 nt
Organism: Trichobilharzia regenti
Lineage: Eukaryota; Metazoa; Platyhelminthes; Trematoda; Strigeidida; Schistosomatidae
Source: the annotation of a GenBank genome assembly